GAACGCGGACUCCCCGGGUUGGGAUGGGCGGAGCUUACCCGCUCACGCCACCCCCGCUAGGAACGCGCCGUCCGCGCACCAGAGCAAAGCCCCGCCCCCAGAACUGCGACCCAGCCCCUGCGCGUGGCCCCGCCCCUAGUCCGUGUUCCUGCGACCCCGACGGCCCGCGCGUAACCCCCCAGCGCCCGAAGAAGGGAGUCGCGCUGGCCUCCAAGAUGGCGGCCAUGGCAACGGCGUCCGGGCAGCAGCAGUACCAACAAUUCAUUAAGCACUUUACAGAUUGAUAUAAGGAUAGCAUUCCUGCUCCAAGGCACACUCUAAAUAGAGAAAAUACUGGUGAAGGAAAUGGGGGUUGAAAGAUUGCAAGCAGAACAAAGCCAAGUGACUGCUGUUUCAGUACUCCAGAUUCUGGUCAACACUUUCAAUUUCAGAACUGGACGAUUAAAGCUGAUCAAGCUAAGAAAGCUGAAUUCAUAAGAACAGCAGAAAAACUAAAAAAUCAACUUGUGAAUAUAGAAAAAGACAAAAAUGGUAAUCUCUACAGCAAGAAGAGUGAUUUCAGGGUAGAAUACAGCACACUGGAAGAACUGGAACAUAAAAUGACUAACAACAGGAAAGCUGAAAAAGCUAAAAUCCAGCAACAACUAGCAAAAAUACACAAUAAUGUUAAGAGACUUCAGCGACAAUUGAAAGAUGUGAAGCCUACACCGGAAUUCGUUGAAAAGCUCAGGGAAAUGAUGGAAGAAGCUGAAAAUGCAAUAAAUGGUUUUAAAGAAGAACAGCGACUAAUAUAUGAAGAGCUUAUGAAGGAGGAGAAGACUGCUACUAAUGAGCUCAGUGCCUUACAGAAAAAAAUUGACACAUGGGCACUGGGUAGUUCAGCCAUAGAAAGAGUUUUCAGGUUACCAUCAGGCAAGGUUCCAGUAGACAAAACACUGCAAAAUCAUCUACCUGAAGAAGUAGUAGAAUUUGAAAGGUUCCUUCAGCAAACAGGAGGACGACAAGGAGGCUGGGAUGAUUAUGAUCAUCAACACUUUUUGAAAGUAUGGACAAAACAUAAAGGAAAGCCGUCCUAUAUAGAAGAAGCCCUUGAGUAUCUCUCUGGAAGAAAAAAAGAGGAUAUUCAACAGCAUGAGACAUGGUAUCAAGAAUUUCUGAUUUUAGAGGAAAGAAAAAAAGAGUCUAUUGAAAAGUGGAAAAUGAAGAAGCAACAAGAAAAACAAAAAAUCUUAAAGCAAAAGCAGAAGUCAGAGAAAAUGCUCAAAACAGAAAAUCUUCAACAAGAAGCAGCUCAGAAGCAAAAAGCAGAGAAGGAAAGGAAAAAGCAACAAGCAGCUGUCGAAGCGUGGAAAAGACAUAAAGAAAUAGAAUUUGCAAUGAAACAAGCAUCUCGACUGAAAGAGGAAGAAGAGAGAGAGAAAAAGCAACAGAAGGAACGCCAGCGCCAGUUCCAACUGAAGCUACUGCUAGAAAAGUACACUCGGCAGAAGGAGGAACAGGAGGCGCUCCAAAGACUUGAAAAGGGGAAGAGAGAGGAGGCUGAAAGGGAAAAGAGGAAGAGAAUUGCUGCAGAAGAAAUUUCUAAGUUUCAAGAGAGAGAUCUUCAUAAACUUGAAGUAAAGAUUCUAGAAAAGCAGGCAAAAGAGGAGGAAAAAAUAGAAAAAGAAAAAAGACUGGCAAAGUUAAGAGAGAAGGUUGAAGUUCACGUAACCAGGGACCCAUCUAGACUGUACAAACCUACCAAGGGUUGGGAGGAACGCACAAAAGAGAUUGGACCAACAGAUGUGCAGCCACUUUUACAUAUUCCACAUAGAGCUAUCCCAACCUGGAGACAAGGGUUAUAGCUGAACAUCUGCAUAUACGAGAAGAUGAAUUACAUACAAAUAAAGUGACCAACUGGGUCCUUAGAAAUUUUCAUAAAACUUUUUUAUGUAA
Messenger RNA from Mauremys reevesii (Reeves's turtle), 1935 nucleotides. It is a transcript of the gene CCDC112, whose product is annotated as coiled-coil domain containing 112. Bases 600 to 1844 code for a protein of 414 amino acids. NCBI's taxonomy places the organism in Eukaryota, Metazoa, Chordata, Testudines, Geoemydidae. The transcript is spliced from 11 exons. The record is from RefSeq and is a predicted model, not a curated record.